AUGCCGGCAGACCUCUCAAACUAUCUCGCAUCUCGCUAUCUCGUCGCCGACCCUAAGCCUACCUCUAAAAAACGCAAGCGCAAGCAUGCUCCGUCGUCCGGGCUGCUGAUCACCGACGAUGACGACUCAACAUGGGUCACCGCCGGCAAGCAGCAAGCAGAUGACGACGAGGACGGCCCUGUGACUGUUGCCGGAUCCACCUCAGAAUUCCGCAAGGCCAAAAAGAGCGGCUGGAAGGUGGUGGGCGGGCCCAGGGACGCAGCUGGCCCGUCCAUCGACGACUCAGCUGCAGCAGAUGCCAUUCUUGCCGCCGUCGCCGCGGAGAACGCGGCCGCCAAAGCGGACGACGACGAGGCCCCCGUCGUCGAGGGUAAUGAGGGAGCUGUCAAGAUGAGCGACGGGACACAUGCCGGCUUGCAGACCGCAGCUGCUGUGUCGGCCCAGCUCAAGAGACGGCAGCGAGAGGAACAAGAAGAGUUUGAGAGGCAUCGCAAGCAUGCAAAAGAGGAGGAGACAGUCUACCGCGACGCCACCGGCAGGAGAAUAGACAUCUCCAUGAAGAGAGCCGAGGCUCGUCGAGCCGCUGCCGAGGCCGAGCGCAAAGAAGCUGAAGCCAAGGAAGCGUUGAAAGGACAGGUUCAGCUUGAGGAGACACGCCGGCGGAGGGAGCUCCUCGAGGAUGCGAAAGUCAUGUCGUUCGCCAGGACAGCAGAAGACGAGGACAUGAACCGGGAAUUGAAGGAGAGGGAGCGAUGGAAUGACCCUAUGGCGCAGUUCAUGAGUGAAAGAAACGCGGCUCCAGGGCCAGGUGGCAGGUCGUCCAGGAGACGCCCCAUCUACUCUGGCGCCGCUCCGCCUAAUCGUUUCGGAAUCAAGCCCGGCUAUCGGUGGGAUGGCGUCGAUCGGGGUAAUGGCUUCGAAGCCGAGCGGUUCAAGGCCAUCAACAGACGGGAGAGGAACAAGGAUCUCCAGUACUCCUGGCAGAUGGACGAGUAG
Purpureocillium lilacinum is the source of this 996-nucleotide messenger RNA. Its product is annotated as pre-mRNA-splicing factor cwc26. The record is from RefSeq and is a predicted model, not a curated record. Gene Ontology annotation, biological process: mRNA splicing, via spliceosome. Lineage: Eukaryota; Fungi; Ascomycota; Sordariomycetes; Hypocreales; Ophiocordycipitaceae. Gene Ontology annotation, molecular function: RNA binding. Gene Ontology annotation, cellular component: RES complex; U2-type spliceosomal complex.